AUGAAGCUUCUUUCAUUCGUUACUGGCCUUGUGGCCUUGAGCACUUCCGUCUCAGCACUCAGCGUUCCUUCGGUUGAAGAUGGUGUGGCCGUCGCAGACCACGCGCUUGAGAAGAGAGCCUUCCUCCCGGUCGUUGGAGUUCCAGGAGCCACUCGCCCUCGUCUGGAGAUCCGCCAGUUGCAACAGAAGACCAAUCAAUGGACCCUGUUCCUCCUUGCCAUGAAGCAAAUGCAGAACAAGCGGCAGACGUUGAAGAACUCCUUCUACCAGAUCGCCGGCAUCCACGGUGUCCCACGGACCAGCUGGGACGCCGUCGGACAGUGCAGCACUUGCAGCGCUGAUGGCUACUGCCCGCACGACUCCAUCCUCUUCCUGGGAUGGCACCGCGCCUACGUUGCUCUCUUCGAGCAGGAAUUGGUGAAGGUGGCCAAGAACAUUGCCAAGAAGUACCCUACUUCGACACGCGCCGAUAUGCAAAGUGCAGCAAGCACUCUCCGUCUUCCUUUCUGGGAUUGGGCGGCACAUGCACCCAGUGGUGGCCCGGUCAUGCCAACGGCGAUGACUCAGGCUCAGGUCACUGUCCAAGGACCAACGGGCAGCCAGACUUUCGCCAACCCUCUGCACCACCAUACAUUCAAGAACCCGGGUCAACUGAGGUACACUCCGUUCAACCAGUGGAAGAACACCCUGAGGUGGCCCACGUCCAGUGCUGUCGACGCAACCAGCAACGAGCAGAGCGCUAUCAAUGCUCUCAACAACAUCCGCGGCAACAUGCAGGAUCAGGUCUACAACAUGUUCAGCACGUGUGACGAGUUUGUUGAGGUGGGCAGCGAUGCGGCUGGACAGAGCUCGGUCAAGUGCUCCAACAGCAUUGAGAACAUCCACAACACCAUUCACACCAACACUGGUGGGCCAAGGAACAGCAACAGCCCCGGUGGACACAUGACCAUCCUCGCAACUGCAGCAUUCGAUCCAGCCUUCUGGCUCCACCACUGCAACGUCGACCGCCUCUUUGCCAUGUGGCAGGCUAUGUACCCGGACAGCUACAGCGGCUCGCAGGUGGCUCCUCACAACACCUGGACUGUCGCCAAAGGCUCGACCCAGAACCUCAACUCUGCUUUGACUCCGUUCCACAAGAACGCUGCGGGCGACUUCUUGACUACCAACGAUGUGAGGGACACCAAGACCUUCCACUACACCUACCCGGAGUUCGCCAACACCGCGGGCACCAAGGCAGCUAUUGCCAGCAUCAUUAACAAGCUGUACGGGCCACAGGCCACCGCACCUGCUGGCACGACCAAGCGUGAUGCUGCUCCUGAACCACAGGUUGAGGAGGCGUCGUCCACAGCUGCCACCAGCGCUACGUCAACUUCUACAUCAACCGCCUCCUCCCUCUCUUCCUCCGCAUCCGCGUCCGCAUCCGCCACCGUCGACGCCACCCCCUUCAAAGCCAACAACGGCUCUCUCUACCAAUACGUCGCCAACAUCGCCACCAACCGCUACGCCCUUGGCGGCUCCUACAACAUCUACCUCUUCGACUCGGCUCCCGCCAGCGAAGACCCCACGACCUGGGUCUUUGACGCCAAUCUCAUCGGUCCCAUGGGUGUUUUGGCGCAGCCCGGCAUGACCGGUGACUUUGUUGCUGUCGGCUCUGUGCCUCUGACCCGCACGCUCCAGGACCAGGUCACUGGUGGCACUCUGGGAGAUCUCUCGACUGAGAGUGUGGUGCCGUACCUCACGAAGAGCCUUGUGUGGCGCAUUGCAGGUCCGGAUGGUGCUGAGGUGGACCCGAACUCGAUCUCGGACUUUGAGAUCUCGGUGUGGGCUUCUACUGCCACGCCGCCAACGGAGUACGAGCUGCCGGUGUGGUCGCAGUUCAUUCCGCUUGCUGAGAUUACGAAGAAGAAGGAAGGCGGAGCGACGGUUCAGUCGAUUGAGCAGCCGCCAGCAUACAUGUAG
Messenger RNA from Saxophila tyrrhenica, 1959 nucleotides. RefSeq lists its product as uncharacterized. The record is from RefSeq and is a predicted model, not a curated record. Lineage: Eukaryota; Fungi; Ascomycota; Dothideomycetes; Mycosphaerellales; Extremaceae. The transcript is spliced from 2 exons. Gene Ontology annotation, molecular function: oxidoreductase activity. Bases 1 to 1959 code for a protein of 652 amino acids.